Molecule: messenger RNA, 738 nt
Organism: Liolophura sinensis
Lineage: Eukaryota; Metazoa; Mollusca; Polyplacophora; Chitonida; Chitonidae
Exons: 5
Coding region: 67-738 (223 amino acids)
Source: RefSeq, a predicted model, not a curated record
CAUCACAGAGGGACAGUUAAGCUCAGCUCGACCAGCAAACCCUUGGUAUUUCCUAAAUACGCUGCAAUGUUUUACAGAGAAAUUGAGUUUGUGUUUUGUGCUCUUUGUUUGAUACAACUGUCAUUACUUUCAGUAUCGACAAAUUCGCAAACUAGCAGCACAACACCUCCCGGGAAAUACAAUGUCACAGGGCCCAAGCCUUCAGGUUUACAGCAGGUUGUGGACCCAAAUGGAAACUGUUCUCUGAAUACUUCUGAUUAUUCUGCAGUUUAUAACGAGAGAUGUGGAUCUUCGAGACCACUACCACCCUUAUUGCAAUAUUUCUGUGGGUAUAUUGUGAAGAUUCUGCAAAAAGUUUGUACGGAUCAUAAUCCACAGCUGAAAAUAACUGUACCUUCUGAUGAACCCUGGCCUGAAUCUAGAUGUGAGGACCUGAGAAAGCUUGCUGCAGAGAUUGAACAAAUUCAUCCCUCAGAAACAAAUAUCACAGAUUCAGAUUAUAGAUAUUGUCAGUUCAUCUGUGCAGGUCAAGACGCAUUCUGUCAGUUAUUUCGUGGAUCUUUGUUACUGUUGCAACAUUCUGUUACAGGUAAUGGAGGGACUAGUGAAAGUCCAGGUAAUGGAGGGACUAGUGAAAGUCCAGGUAAUGGAGGGACUAGUGAAAGUCCAGGUAAUCCCAUUGCCUUGUGUUACGAAAUAAUGAUAAAUUGGAGCUGUUGCCAUGGUUGCUGUCACUAG